CACUCCUCCUCAGCUGAGGUGUACCAGCAAGUUCCCAAUGCCGACAUACUUAACGUUGAGGUAUGUUCAAGCACGGUCAUCUCAUUAUUCUGAUAUCCAUCUCAUUCCACCAACAAUGGCCGAGGCUGCAAUUAUACGCCAACCCGGUCUGGCCGCCCUCCCUGCCGAACUGCUGAUUGAGAUAUGUAGCUAUCUUUGCUGGCACUGCAGGGAGAACAGACACCCAACUUCUCUAGGAUCUUUCGAGGCUGGAUCCGACCGUGGCCAUGGCGGCUGUGAGGAGCCGAUAGUAUGGUCGCGUGAGGAGCAAAGUCAAACGGGUCUGGCAGGUCUGUCCAUGGCCUGCAAAGCGUUACACCGCAUAGCGGAGCCAUUCCUAUACCAUUACUUUUACGCCUCUCGCGACGACGACCUCUACUAUUUCGUCCGGACUCUGCUGCAGCGGCCUGAUCUGGCCAGCGAGUGUUUGGAAGUUGAGAUUGGCCACGCCCAAAGAGUGCCCCCGAAGACACCCGUUCCCCUCGCCAUCGAAGGCGCCCUGUGCGACCAAUAUUCCCAGCAUCUCGGGAACAAUCCGUCGACAGAAACGUUGGCUGGUCUGGGAGACGUGGUACAGCAGGAGGUUUUGGUGUCGCUGCUGCUGCAACUGGUGCCAAGACUUCAGCGAUUCCACCUCCGCCUGCGCGCCAGCAACACUUUUCACCUUUGGUCGGAUCCUUCACAUGCUCCUCUGGUGUCACUCAAAGCGUUAGCCUUCAGUGGCACUGGACAUCACUGGACCGGGUUUGUGCUUGACCAAGCGGUACCCACCAUACUGCGGGCACCCAAUCUCGAGGCACUGCACUGCUAUGGGGGGUUCAUGGUUCCCGAUGGAUUCUCCCGCUGGUUGGGCCGAGAGACGCCAGAGGACCCUGCACCGCUGUCGAACCUUACCGAACUGAGACUCAUCGACACCGGCUUGACACCCAAGUUCCUCAGAAACAUCCUGCGCGCUGUGGGACCAAAACUGUGCAAAGUCCGUAUCCGAAUCAACCCGAACAUCAAGAUAGAGCGUCCUCUUCUCCAGAUUGAUACAGUCAUUCCGGCCUUACUUCCCUGGAGCGACACGCUGAGAGAGCUAUCCUUUACAGACGGCUGCCAAGGGUUCGAAGUGCACCCUUACCUGCUUGGGGUCCGCUUCCUUCGCAGCUUUCGGGCGCUGCAGAGCCUGGAGGCCAACGCGAACUUUUGGGACUCUGACGAUAUCACCAUGUAUCUUCCUGCUUCCCUGCGCAGGCUCAGGCUUGUGGGGCAACCGCCACUGGGGUACCACGAUAUUAUCACAGCCUUGCUGGGUCUUCGGGAAGCGUUUGCUGCUGGCCAAUAUGGGGAGCUUGAAAGAAUUGAGAUUGAUUGCUGUCCCGAAGACAAGUACAACACCAAGGACAAGGUAGAAGCGAUCAUGGACAUAGCCACUUCUUUUCUGUCAGCAGGUGUAUAUUUUGCGAUUCUUGACGGCCCGGGAGACUCCAUGACCGGAAAGGGGGUAUAAUAGGGCGUUUCUGAUCAUACUGCCUAGUAGCUGGCAAGCUCCCGCGCAUACAGUAGGCCGGUGCCCCCAGGUGAGUCUGGACUGUGGGAGGUUCUAAGCAGCGGCGAAGCAUGACACGCUGGGCCUACCAGAGAUCGGGCGAGCGGCAAGCUGAAUUUCCAUUGACCUUCAUACGAAGCACUCGAUCUUGGAGACGGAUUUGUCUGACGGUGUCGGUUGAUUCUGGAUCACGGCCGUUUUCUGUGGGCGAUUCGUCACACACGUACUUGGCAACAGUUUUAUUAUAUUCACCACAAGAGCUCGAGUCCAUUCACAUUCGUCAAACACACCCGUAACAAGUGCCAGGACUACGCAAACCUCAAUAGCGCCGCCC
Canariomyces notabilis is the source of this 1904-nucleotide messenger RNA. RefSeq lists its product as uncharacterized. The record is from RefSeq and is a predicted model, not a curated record. The transcript has a single exon. NCBI's taxonomy places the organism in Eukaryota, Fungi, Ascomycota, Sordariomycetes, Sordariales, Chaetomiaceae. Bases 338 to 1531 code for a protein of 397 amino acids.